GUACUAAUUUCCUCCCAAUGCUAUCCUUUUAUUAACUCCAUCACCACCCUUCCCUUAUCCUUGUGUAGUUGCUCUCUCUCUCUCUCUCUCCCUCUCUCUGCAAAUGUCUCAAGUCCUCACUAAAUCUCCCAAACACUGUGCCAAGAAAGGUCUGAACAUUGAUCACAAGCACUACAAGAAGCUAAUCUACGCCUUCUCAACCUUUUUCUUGUCAAUCCUGUCACUCAUCUUCCUAGUAUGGGUUAUCCUACACCCUUCCAAGCCACACUUCUCCCUCAAAGAAGUCAAUAUCAACCAACUCAACAUCUCAGCUCCACACAACCUUGUCAACUCUUCCAUUCAACUCACUCUGCUCUCCAACAACCCUAACAAGAAAGUAGGAAUUUACUACGAGAAUCUUCAAGUUUAUGCCUCUUAUAAAGGCCAACAGAUAUCUGUUGAUACUUCUCUUCCUCCUUUUUAUCAAGAGCAUCAAGAGACCAAUUUUCUUUCGGCGGAUUUGGUUGGAAAUGGGAUGCCGGUGGGGCCUUCUCUCGGGUACGAAGUGGGGCGGGACAAGAUCGCCGGGAAACUGGUCAUGAGUUUGAAAGUGAGUGGAAGGAUUCGAUGGAAGGUGGGGACUUGGGUUUCCGGGCAAAAUCGGUUUGAUGUCAAUUGUGUUGCUACUAUGGAUUUUGGAUCCCCCGUAGAGUCAAGUUCACCGAGUACUAAGCAAGGGACUCAAUGUUCGACCAUAGUUUAAUGAAUCAGUGGGGGACACGAAUGUUAGCCGCAUUAUGAACCCCAAACCUCUCAAAUGCUGUGAAACCCAUAGUUCUGUGUCCCACGUAAUAUGUUUUAAAGAAUAUUAUGCUGUAUGCUGUAGUUGAGAGUUGUGUGCGUCCCUUUCUUUGGAGUGAUUUGAUUGAGGAUUAACAAACGUGUUUUGGCAUCUACGAGCUCUUUGCUUGAUUGUUUUGUGUGUAAGGUCGGUCAAUGUAACUUGUUUGUUAGUUCAUUUUGCUUAGCUAAGGAUGAAUGAUCGGAGCUACAAUAAUGGUGAUCGAUAAUGUAAAGAUUCCCUUGGGUUGCUAUUGUU
This is a messenger RNA of Rhododendron vialii, 1078 nucleotides long. Its product is annotated as NDR1/HIN1-like protein 26. The transcript has a single exon. NCBI's taxonomy places the organism in Eukaryota, Viridiplantae, Streptophyta, Magnoliopsida, Ericales, Ericaceae. Gene Ontology annotation, biological process: defense response to other organism. The coding region runs from base 104 to 742 and encodes 212 amino acids. The record is from RefSeq and is a predicted model, not a curated record.